Molecule: messenger RNA, 590 nt
Organism: Daktulosphaira vitifoliae (grape phylloxera)
Lineage: Eukaryota; Metazoa; Arthropoda; Insecta; Hemiptera; Phylloxeridae
Product: lipase member H-B-like
Exons: 2
Molecular function (GO): lipase activity
Source: RefSeq, a predicted model, not a curated record
UAUACAACGAAUAUUAAUUCAGGUCUCGAUCCGGCUGGUCCAGGAUUUGAAUAUCUACAAAUUGAUGUUCCACAUCUUAAUUACAAUGAUGCAUUAUUUGUAGACGUGAUUCAUACAGCUGCAGGUGUGAUCGGUUAUUCUAAAUCAAUAGGCCACGUUGACUUUUAUCCAAACGGUGGAAAAUCACCUCAGCCCGGAUGUAAUCAAGGCAGACGUCCAACAAAUAAACUUAGUGCUAUACAUUGUAGUCAUUCAAGGGCAUAUUUACUUUACGCAGAUACUGUAUACAAUAGAAAAUCAAUAGUUGGUAUACAAUGCAACUCCUGGGAAAAUUUUCAAAAUGGAGCUUGCAAUUCUGGACAGAUGUCAUACAUGGGUCACGAUACUACACCAAAGUUAGAACUUAUUACUAACACCCAUUGAACUGGAAUUUACUCCGUGCAAUGGUAUACACCAGUGACGGUGACGUUCUCAGGGUUUUAUAAUGACAAUGGAUGAAUGUUUUUUAAAGACUUAUGGCCAAAUUUUAACGUAUUAUAAAAAUAAAAAAUGAUAAUUUUUCAAACAUUUUAACAAGGGUAUUCACUUUC